GGGAGAUCAAAUAGAAGUUUUUUCCUCAAACACCCUAUCAGGAUGGAAGGUCCUGUAACCCUUUUGAGUCUCUUCUUAAGCAUCUCAUACUUAACUUGCUCAGUGGCAAGGAUUGAUCCUCAUGGAUAUCAAGCCGAUAUGGAGUUCAUUAAGACUUCAUGUGGAGUAACUUUGUAUCCAGAUUUAUGUUUCCAGUCACUCUCUCCUUAUGCUUCCACUGUUCAUAUGAGCCCAAGCAGAUUAGCUCAAGUGGCACUCAACGUCAGCUUAAGGAGCGACCGAUCGACUUCAGAUAUGGUGGUGAGCAUAUCAAAAGAGAAUGAUACGAGUCCUAGGGAAGCAGCGGCGGUCGCGGACUGCGUUGAGACCGUUGGUGACUCUAUCGACGAGCUUCAACAAUCCAUUGGGGAGAUGAAACACCUUCAUGGUCCUGAUUUCUAUCAAAAAUUGGGAAAUAUACAGACAUGGGUUAGUGCUGCUUUAACAAAUGAGGACACGUGCAUGGAUGGAUUUCAAGGAGGAGCCAUGAAUGGAACUAUCGAGAACACAAUUAGGAAAGGUAUAGUGGGUGUUGCUCAGUUAACUAGUAAUGCCUUGGCUUUAAUUAAUAAGCUGUCUUGAGUACUCAAGCCAAUGAACCUGAUCUGCAGAGAAUUGUAAAAAGUAGUAGUAGUAUGGUUCUCUUCCUCUAGGUGAAAGCUGUAUAGAUAUAGAUUAGAGGAUAAAUAGUUGAUAUUUGGAUUGGCUUUUGUGUAUAUAGAUUAAAACCUUAUCUCAACAACCUAUGCAUGUGUGGAGGAGUUGAGUUGUAUCUUGUAUUGAACUAUUAACUCCUUAAGUGCGGAAGACUUCUUUUUUCUUUUUC
This is a messenger RNA of Macadamia integrifolia, 865 nucleotides long. RefSeq names its product pectinesterase inhibitor 7-like. The transcript has a single exon. Gene Ontology annotation, molecular function: enzyme inhibitor activity. Bases 43 to 621 code for a protein of 192 amino acids. The record is from RefSeq and is a predicted model, not a curated record. Gene Ontology annotation, biological process: negative regulation of catalytic activity. Lineage: Eukaryota; Viridiplantae; Streptophyta; Magnoliopsida; Proteales; Proteaceae.